Cryptomeria japonica (Japanese cedar) is the source of this 1461-nucleotide messenger RNA. RefSeq names its product protein neprosin. The transcript is spliced from 8 exons. Bases 93 to 1355 code for a protein of 420 amino acids. The record is from RefSeq and is a predicted model, not a curated record. NCBI's taxonomy places the organism in Eukaryota, Viridiplantae, Streptophyta, Pinopsida, Cupressales, Cupressaceae.
ACGUCAAAGGAUCGAAUCUGUAGGUGUUUGUGGGGUUUCUCAUAUAUUAUUCUCAACUUUGGAGGGGGAUCAAGCCAUCCACUACAAGGACAAUGUUGCCACAUCACGCUAUGGAGGCAAAUUUCAAUAGAGCAUCUUCAAGGAGGAUAUCAUGGACUAGGAAUGAUUUAAUUCUAGUUCUAGUAUAUGUCAUGGUGUUUGGUGUUCAAGCAAAGUUGGUGGUAGAAGCUUCCCAAUAUGGUGACACAUGUUCCAACUUGCAAAGAUAUAAUUCCACCAAAAUGUCACAAGUCCUCGAGCAUUUAAGAAAAAUUAACAAGCCUGCUACUAAAAGCAUAGAGAGCCCAGAUGGAGAUAUUAUAGACUGCAUUGAUCGAUACAAACAACCUGCAUUUGAUCACCCAUUGCUGAAGAACCAUAAAAUCCAGGAUACUCCAAACAUGCCAGUACAUAUUAAAAGAAUGAAUAUAACAGGUUUUGCUAUUGAUAAUGCUCAAUCAUGGCAUGUCAAUGGAGAAUGUCCAGAAGGCACAAUUCCAGUUAGAAGAACUUCUGUAGAAGACUUAAUGAGAGCAAAAUCACUUCAACAUUAUGGGAAAAAAGAUGUAAUUGCUAAUAGUCAUGAGUAUGCACUAGUCUCUGUGGAUGGAAAAUACUAUGGAGCACAGGGCAGAAUAACUGUAUGGAAUCCAAGGGUCGAAAAAGAGGAAUUCAGUGUGUCACAGAUUUGGGUUCAUUCUGGAUCGGCAGAAGAUUCAACUCUCAACUCCGUUGAGGCUGGCUGGCAAGUUGAUUUCCCACUAUAUGGUGAUAGCAGGACUAGACUGUUUAUAUAUUGGACGGCUGAUGCAUAUCACAAAACUGGCUGCUACAAUCUUAAGUGCCCUGGUUUCGUUCAACAGAGCAGAAAGAUAACACUUGGUGGUACCAUAUGGCCAAUUUCUUCGUACAAUGGGAAACUAACUGCUAUAACGAUUAAUAUCUGGAAGGAUCCACAAUCGAAAAACUGGUGGAUGGCAUUUGAAAAUGAACCAGUUGGGUAUUGGCCAUCACAACUUUUCACCAACCUUGAUCAUGCAUCGACUGUACAAUGGGGAGGGGAGAUUGCAAACUUGCAGACAGAUGGACAUCACACUACUACUCAAAUGGGAAGUGGACAUUUUGCAGAAGAAGGAGAUGGUAAAUCUAGUCACUUUCGCGCUUUAAAGACAGUGGAUGACAAAAAUAAGUUAUCAGAUGUUGGUGACUACAAUACUAUUGCAACUAACGCUAAGUGCUACAACAUAAAAGGGCACACAGGCUCCGAUAACAGAGCUUAUUAUGGUGGACCUGGCAGGAACGCAAACUGUCCUUAGAAAAAAAAAGAUGCAUCAAAGUUUAUUACGCGACAAUUUACUAGUUUAUCCAUUAACAUCUUUUUUGCAUAUUAGGUAGAGCGGCACUAUCAUCAUUUAGUUUGGA